Molecule: messenger RNA, 5764 nt
Organism: Pangasianodon hypophthalmus (striped catfish)
Lineage: Eukaryota; Metazoa; Chordata; Actinopteri; Siluriformes; Pangasiidae
Exons: 13
Coding region: 543-2585 (680 amino acids)
Source: RefSeq, a predicted model, not a curated record
AAUAAAGUUAUGUUUAGGAUGUUGGAGAUGGUAUCACGUGACAUCAGAUAAUAAUUACAGGGCAAUGGCAGUGUUUUCCCACAUUCUCCUUUUGACUACAAACACAAUUAUUCAAGUAAUAUUUGUAGGAUCAGUAUGUAAUUAUAACAUUUAAUUUUUUCUAAUUAUAACAUUUUAAAGCCCUCACUAAAUCCACCUGAAAAUAUCUUUAAAAAGGUGUGUUACACAGAGCUGAGGGGAAAGUGUGUACUGAGCAUGUACACUAAACACACCUGAAAAUAUCUGUAAAAAGGUGUGUUACACAGAGCUGAGGGGAAAGUGUGUACUGAGCAUGUACAGACUGAACACACUGCCACAGGAGGAGCUGCAGCGGGUUGAUGGAUGUGAGCCAGUAAAGACGCUAAGCUAACAGCAUCGGAAGCAUAACAUACAGCAGAAACACACACCAUGUCGCUUAUCUGCUAGUUUUAUUGUUUAUAAAAUCCUUCAGUGACACUGAUGUUCAGGACGACGGGAAAAUGUCUGGCUGACAAACACUUACUAUGGAUUAUGAAAAUGUGACUAUUUUAGCAGGAAACAGGAUUCUCUGGACUUUUCUCCUCCUGCUGUGCUGUUUGUGUGCGGCUGGAGAUGAUAUGGUCAAACUGCAGGGAGUGGAAGGAACCAAUAUAACUCUCUGUACUGGGAGAACUGGACUUCAGAGUGAUGCUCAUAUUCUGUGGUUUUAUGGACCUGAGAAAGCAGAGGAAAAUACAUUAAUUGGUCAGGUGUUAAAAGGAGAAACUGUUCCAGAAAUCAGUGAGAGAUUUAAAGAGCGACUGCAGCUGGACAGAACCAGUGGAGCUUUAACCAUCAGGAACGUCAGCAGAAACCAUUCUGGAGUUUAUUUAAUACAAGUCAUUGCUGGACGUCUCACAUCUUGGACUUUCAGUGUCAGUGUUUAUGCUCCAGUAUCAACUCCAGUAAUAAGAAAUGAAAGACGAAAACGAAGUGCGUCUUCCACAGAGCAGUGUUUCCUCCUGUGCACUGUGGAGAAUGGAGAAGAUGUGAAGUUAUCCUGGUACAGAGGGAAUGAGAGAAUCUCCAUCACCAAUAACACAGAUCUCAGUGUUCCCCUCAAUCUCCCACUUCAAAUACAACUCCAUGAUAAUAACACUAACACUUAUAUCUGUGUGUCUGCAAACCCUGUCAGCAAUAAAACAACUUCUCUCAACAUCGCACAGCUCUGUGAUCAUAACUCAGGACAAACUGAUCGUUCCCGUUCACUGCUUCCUGUCCUGAUAUCUGUUGGAGUCUUUGUGUUAUUAAUAAUAUCUGUAUCUGUGUGGCUUUGGCUGAAAAAGAAAAAGCAACCAGCUCACAGUGCAGAGAGACUUACCUUAGAGAGUGACCUCUCCCUUAGCUCCGAGCCUAUUGCCGGCAUGCGAUGGGCCCAGAGGGAGAACCGUCAAGCCCCUGGACAAUCCAGUAGCCUAGGUACUGUACCUCGGUCAGCCCCAGAUGACACUUCCUGGGAAUGGCGGUCAACACAGCCUUCCAGAGCUCUCCCAGGACGUCCCCGUGGUGUUAGAGGUGGGGUUGGAAAGUGGCUGGAGCUCCGUGCAGGCCAAAGUGGAGAACCCGAUUAUGAAAAUGUGACUAUUUUAGCAGGAAACAGGAUUCUCUGGACUUUUCUUCUCCUGCUGUGCUGUUUACUGUGUAAACCUGGAGACGAGACGGUCAAACUGCAGGAAGUGGAAGGAACCACUAUAACUCUCCAUACUGGGAUCACUGGGAUUCAGAGUGAUGCUCAUAUAAUGUGGUUUUAUGGACCUGAGAAAGCAGAGGAAAUGAUAUUGAACAGUCAGGUGUUUAAAGGAGAAACUGUUACAGAAAUCAGUGAGAGAUUUAAAGAGCGACUGCAGCUGGACAGAACCAGUGGAGCUUUAACCAUCAGGAACAUCAGCAGAAAUGAUUCUGGAGUUUAUUUAUUACAAGUUCUUACUGGACGUCUCUCAUCCAGGACUUUCAGUGUCAGUGUUUAUGCUCCAGUAUCAACUCCAGUAAUAAGAAAUGAAAGAGGAAAACGAAGUGUGUCUUCCACAGAGCAGUGUUUCCUCCUGUGCACUGUGGAGAAUGGAGAAGAUGUGAAGUUAUCCUGGUACAGAGGGAAUGAGAGAAUCUCCAUCACCAAUAACACAGAUCUCAGUGUUCCCCUCAAUCUCCCACUUCAAAUACAACUCCAUGAUAAUAACACUAACACUUAUAUCUGUGUGUCUGCAAACCCUGUCAGCAGUAAAACAACUUCUCUCAACAUCGCACAGCUCUGUGAUCAUAACUCAGGACAAACUGAUCGUUCCCGUUCACUGCUUCCUGUCCUGAUAUCUGUUGGAGUUUUUGUGUUCAUAAUAAUACCUGUAUCUGUGUGGCUUUGGCUGAAAAAGAAAAAGCAACCAGUUCCUGAAAAACCUGAACUGACUUACGCUGAUGUGAAUAUUACAGCUCACAAUGCAGAGAGCGUUAAAGAGGAAGAAAACUCGAGAGUAACGCAUGGUGAAGCGGAGAGUGACUCUGUGGUGUAUGCAGCUGUGAAGAAAUCCAGAUAAUUCAGUGUUACGACCCGCAGUGUCCUGCCACUAAUGCCGUAUGACCCAACCUUAAACUGGGUCGUAACAGAUUUGGGGGCUCGUAAGGGAUAGUUAAUAACAGUAUUUCAUGUUGUUUGGUUUUUGUUUUUUGUAUUUGGAACGGGACUGAGUGCCCUUAUCUUUUGAUCGUCGUGAUAUAUUGUGCUUAUCGUUAUUUGGGGAAAUAGUAAUCAUGGCAGGAUUUGAUUUAACUGCUUUCACGCUGUGUCCUACGUUAGAAGAAUUUGAUAAGUGUGGGAAAGAUGAUCUCCUUGUAAUCGCAGACCUCUUUGAUGUUUCCGUCCCGCGAUUCGCCAGUAAAAAGGUGGUGAAAGCUGCAUUAUAUGAGGCACUAGUGGUUUCCCACGCGGCAGAGGCCGGGACGGAGCCUGAGGAUUGGGUGGGCGCGGACGUAGGCAGGCACCUCGUUAGAGCGCUGUUUUGCAUCCGUGGUGGAAGAUUCUGAGUUAGAGAAUCACCCGAUUGCUUAUUUUAUUGAAGAUGGAGUGUUGAUGAGAAAAUGGCCCCCUUCUAGUUCCACUGAGGGUUGGCCGAAAGUUUUCCAGGUGGUGGUCCCUUGUUCCCUAAGAAGUCAUGUUUUAAGUUUAGCUCAUGACCAUCCUUGUUCUGGACAUGCCGCUGUUCGUAAAACUUACCUGCGUGCUUUAAAGUAUUUCGUUUGGCCUGGCAUGAAAGGCAAUGUAGCACUUCACACUUGUCACACAUGUCAAGUAGUGGGUAAACCUAACCAAGCUAUUUCGCCUGCACCAUUACAGCCCACUUUGAUUCAGACAGAGCCAUUUGAACGCACUAUUGUUGAUUGUGUUGGGCCCUUGCCUAAAACGCGUUCUGGUAACUGUUACCUGCUGACACUCAUGUGUGCUGCCACCAGGUUUCCUGAAGCAAUUCCUAUGCGCACUCUGCGGUCUAAGACUGUCAUCAGAGCACUCGUUAAGUUCUGCACUACGUUUGGGUUACCAAAGUAUAUCUAGACUCACCGUGGGCCUAAUUUUAUGUCACAGCUGUUUUCUCAGGUAGUGAAAGAAUUAAAGAUUACCCAUCAGGUCUCUAGUGCCUAUCACCCCGAGUCACAGGGAGCCCUGGAGCGAUCUCAUCAGACUUUUAAAACCAUGCUGCGCUCAUACUGUAUGGAAACUGGGAAGGACUGGGAUGAGGGUGUGCCCCUGUUGUUGUUGCGGUUCGUGAUGCUGUGCAGGAGUCACUGGGGUUUAGCCCAUCUGAGUUGGUGUUUGGUCACACUAUUAGAGGUCCUUUAAAAGUUCUUCAAGAACAUUGGAUGUCUGUGUCACCAAUUCACCAAGGGAAGUCUAUUAUGAAGUAUGUUCAUGCCCUUCGAGAACAUUCAAGUUUAGCUAGAGACAUGGCACGUAAAGUGUUAAGCUCCUCGCAGGAAGAAAUGAAGAAGCAGUAUGACCUUAAGGCAGUGCCCCGAUCGUUUGAUGCUGGCGAUCAGGUUCUAGCCUUACUGCCUGUGCCAGGGUCUUCUCUUCAAGCUCGGUUUGUGGGACCUUAUGACUUUAAGCAGAAGCUAAGUCCUACUAAUUAUUUGCUUAGUACUCCUGAUUGUAAAAACAAAACUCAUAUUUGUCUUAUAAACCUACUAAAGAAAUAUCAUGCUCGCACCGCAUCACCGAAAACCUAAAUUGGAUUCAUCUGUGAUUCCGGUAGUUGCUCUAGCUGCCGAAAGCCAUGUCGCACCUUCAGAAUACUCCCCGGAGUUAGAUGAUCUCCAUCUUGGCCGAAACUGCAUGUUCUCUAUGCAUUUAGCCAAUUCUGAGGUAUUACAGUGGUUGCCAGAGAAAUUAGCGAAAUUGCCUGCAUCUUUUCAGCAGGACAUCAGGGCUCUGAUAGAUAGGUUUCCAUGUCAUGUAUUUACAUGCCUCGCUGCUGCUUCCCUGGUUUUGAAUUUAGAUAAGUGUGAAUUUGGAAAUGGGGUUGUCUCGUAUCUUGGGAAAGUUGUUGGACAAGGUCUGGUGAAACCUUUGGAUGCUAAAAUCCAGGUCAUCUAAACAUUUCCUGCUCCCAAGAUGAGGCGAGACCUCAGGCGUUUCUUGGGUAUGGCGGGCUAUUUUCGUUGUUUCUGUAAGAAUUUUUCUGAUGUUGUGUUGCCACUCACUAACCUGUUACGGCAGAAUGUUGUGUUUAACUGGUCCCCAGCAUGCCAGUCUGCUUUCAAAUCUGUGAAACUCCUCCCAACCAGUGCUCAGGUUCUCUCUGCCCCUAAUUUGGGAAAACCCUUCAAGCUGGAAGUUGAUGCCAGUGGUACUGGUGCGGGUGCUGUGCUGAUCCAAGAGGAUGAUCAUGGGGUGGAUCACCCGGUGUGUUACUUCUCCAAGAAGUUUCUGAAACACCAACUCAAUUACAGCACUAUCGAGAAGGAGGCCCUUGCUUUACUAAGGGCACUACAGCAUUUCGAGGUAUACCUUGGUAACAGUUUAGCUCCAGUCCAGGUUUAUACGGACCAUAACCUACUAGUUUUUUUGCAUAGAGUGUGUAAUGGGAACCAGAGACUGAUGCGUUGGUCUUUAAUUGUACAAGGUUUUAACCUAGUCAUCCACCAUAAGAAAGGUGUACACAACGUAAUUGCGGACACCCUGUACCAUUGUUAGUCUGUCUAGUUUUUUAUGUGCUAUGUUGUUGUGAACCCAGUAGUAGGGGUUCACAUUUGUGUGUGGGGGUGUUACGACCCGCAGUAUCCUGCGGUAUGCCUUGGUUGUGUGUCAUUCUGUGCAGGUAUGCCAAUCCGGAAUCCAGUCCGGCCCACCUUGCCCUGCUGCUCCACGCCUGGAUUUUGUGGCUGCCGUCUACAAUGAUGUCAUCCAGAGGCGACAGUAUUUAAAGCCCCGCUGUGACGCGGGGGUGUUUUGACUUGCCUGACUGUUGUUUGAUUCUGAACUUGGAUUGCCCCUUGGUACUUCUGCUGUCUGUAAAAAGCUACUAUCCGCUGUAUAUUUGUAAAUAUUAUUCUUUGCUAGUUUUCACCGGUAGUAGGGGUGCGGCCGCCAUUUAUUUUGGCAGUGGGUUUUAUCUAUGUUUCUGCUUAGAGAGUUAGGGAAGUAAUGCUGUAUUUUGUUUUGGUGUUUCUUUUAGGAAGGUAGUUCCCUAUAACAGUGUCUUUUGUUUAUUAUUUUGGCCUU